UUGUGAAUUUACUUUGUUGACGUGACGCAACCGUUUGUUAUCAGCAGAAGUUUUUUUGGUGCUGUUGUGAAACAAGGAAUUGACGGUUUUUGGUGUCUAAGAAAAUGGUAUUAAAGUCAGUGUCUAAACAUAAUAAAAAAAGUCACACCAAGGAAAGAUGAAGUCAGUGCGACAAGAAAAGAUGGAAAUCGUGCUGGUUUAAGAAGUAAUUCGAAGAAAACACUUACUGAUGUUGAUAAUCAGCCUAAGAUUUGGCAAUAUGCUAUACCUGUUGAUGAAUGGUUUGUAGCAAAAGUGCAAACUACUUUAAAUCAUGAUCCCAUUUUAAAGUUAAAAACCAAAUUGAAUGAUGUUGAGUUAGAUUUGUUUAGAAAGAGUCCCUUUGGUUAUUUUCUUGAUAUGCCAGUUUUUAAGGUUCAAACACAAGUUUUGCAUUUCCUUUUAUUGAGGUUGCUUAACCAACCGAAUGCAAAUGAAUUGUGGUUUAAUAUUGGGGGAGUGAGACUGAAAUUUGGGAUUGAUGAGUUUGCCUUAGUUACAGGUUUGAAAUGUCAUGGAGAUAUUAGUAAACUUAGGUUUAGAAACACAUCUGAUGGGAUCUUUGACAAAUAUUUUAAGGACCUUAGUUGUUUUAAUAAGCAAGCCUUAGAGGAUUUUUUUGUCACUAGGAGAUGGUCUAGUCCGGAAGAUGGAGUUAAAAUAGCAAUUUUGUAUUUUCUUGAUGUGUUUCUGUUUUCGUCUCAAAACGUAAAACGUGUUUCCAUAGUCAACCUUAACAUAAUUGAGUCAAUUGAGUGCAAUGAAUUUCCAUGGGGACUGGAUUGUUUUAAUUGUGGGAUAGAUGAUUUAAAGGAUAAGUUGAAAGGGAAAAGUAAGCAAUAUGAAGAAGAAGGUAAAACCCCAUUUUAUCGGCUGGCUGUUUUCAUUUAUGCCUUGCAAUGUUGGUUCUAUGAAUGUUGCCCUGUCGCGGUCAAUAACCUUGCAAUUUUGGAGAAUGGUGAUGCUAUCCCAAGGAUUUUGAGAUGGAAAGUUGACAAUAAUCCUGACAUUGCGGAAUUAGAGAAGCCUUUCUUCUCUUUGAGUGGAAAACAGAUGAAGUUGAGGAAAAUCACUCCUUCUGUUGAGGAGAUGAAAAAGUUGGACUUUGCUCAUUUUUUUAUCAAGGGAAAGGAUAAGAAGAAGGAGGUGAGCGAGAAUUUAUCUGAUUCAGAAGAUGAUAAAGCUGAGUAUCAAGGUGGUGAGGCAUCAUCUUCAGCUUUACCAAAGAAAAGAUUGCAUCUUGAUCAUUUUGAGAAAGAGCUGCAGACGGUGGUUUCUUCUCAAAAUAAAAUUGUGGAAGAUUUGAACUGCUUUAAAGAUUAUGUGACUCUUCAGUUUACUAAUCUUUUUAAAGUUCUUGAUUCAAUCAAGAAGAGGUCAAAUGUAAUUGAAGAGCAGACAAACUUGCAUAAUGGAGCUUCAAUUAGUGAUAAUGGGUCUGAUGACAAGGAGGAGGAUAUAUCGUUUAAGGUGAUCAAUCGCAAUAUUGUUCAACCUAUUGUGGAAAAAAAGAACAAUUUGGCGGAGGAUGAUACGGCAGUAGAGAAUAAAAAGGAGGUUGAGCAACAAGAUCAAACUAAUUUAUCUCAAGUUGAUGAAGCAGCAAAUGAGUUUGAUAAAGUUUCUAGUGAUGAAGUUGAGCCUGAAAUCGUAAAGGCUGCAGAAUGCAACAUCGAUAAGACGUUAAAGGAUGCACAAUGCAACAUCGAUACUAUUUUAAAGGAUGUAGAAUGUUUGUUACUUAAUUAUUAAUUAUUACAUGUAUCAUUUUUUUUCUCUUUUAGAAUACUGAGUGCACGUCUGCUCAUGAACAUCCGAGUCAUGUAUUGGCUGAGACUGUUUCAGAGUCAUUACCCUCAAAUUUGAAUGCCAACCUCGUUCAUGCAAAUCUGACUGCUGUAGUACAUGAUGCUGCUCCGGUUUUAAAUGAUAUUGAUGCAUCAUUUGAUUUUUGCAAUUAAAUUGAGUUUGAUUUAUGGCUUGGGAAAGGAUUUAAAGAGAAAAACAGGUACAAGCAUUAUUCUCCUGAGGACAAUGAGAUUGCACCUCCCUUUGAGAUGUAUGUUGAUCAAAUAAGCAAAAAACAUGGUUCUCUUAUCUGAACUACAGUGGUCUGCCUUUAUCA
Messenger RNA from Mercurialis annua (annual mercury), 2164 nucleotides. RefSeq lists its product as uncharacterized. The transcript is spliced from 8 exons. Lineage: Eukaryota; Viridiplantae; Streptophyta; Magnoliopsida; Malpighiales; Euphorbiaceae. The record is from RefSeq and is a predicted model, not a curated record. Bases 400 to 1791 code for a protein of 463 amino acids.